CGUGUGGAACAAUCCUUAUUCAUACCCCAAUCGCUUUUCUUCUCUCAAUUUUCUCUAUAUAUAAAUACAUUGAUUACGCACCUUUCGAAAUCUUUAAAAAAGAAAAAAAACUGAAGCACCACAAAGAUGGCGAAAGCUGAUCUGAUGGUUAUUUCUUUGUUGUUACUAAUAACACUGUGUUUCACCGCGGUUGAAGGUUACGGAAGGAUGGUGGGAGGGAGAACGGAGAUAACCGACGUGAAGACCAACGAGGAGGUACAAGAGCUGGGGAGGUUCGCGGUGGAAGAAUAUAACCGGAGCCACGGCCUGGGGCGGUGGCGGGGAUUUGUAAGUAGUAGUAACGGAAGACGGGCGGAGUUGGUUUUUUCUCGGGUUUUAGAGGCGCAAAAACAGGUGGUUUCGGGGAUAAAAUACUAUCUCAAGAUCGAAGCAAUGGAGAAUAAGCUUAGCAAGACGUUUGAAUCGGUGGUUGUGGUGAAACCUUGGCUUCAUUCCAAGGAAUUGCUUCACUUUUCGCCUUCGGCUGAGUGAGUUUUAGGGUAAUUUUGUUUGUGUUUUACGAGAUUUUAGUUGGUUCUAACCUGUGAUUUUCGUGGAAAAUUUGUCAUCUCGCAAAUGUAAUCUUGAUGAAUAAAAAAAAUAAAGGCUACUUUCUAAUUUUGCAAGAAA
Molecule: messenger RNA, 669 nt
Organism: Gossypium raimondii (Peruvian cotton)
Lineage: Eukaryota; Viridiplantae; Streptophyta; Magnoliopsida; Malvales; Malvaceae
Product: cysteine proteinase inhibitor 5
Exons: 1
Coding region: 127-531 (134 amino acids)
Molecular function (GO): cysteine-type endopeptidase inhibitor activity
Source: RefSeq, a predicted model, not a curated record